UUUGUUUUCUGUUUGUAUAUAUUAUGUGUGUGUAGCUUUGUCGCUUAGAUAGCUCGUGGAUUACUAGAUUGAGUUUCCGGAAUUGGGCGCGAUGUUUCUAUUUUUGUUUUGUUUCAUUGAUUGCUUGUUCUUUUUGACUCCGACUUCCUGCUGUUUGACAAUUUUGGGGGUUUUGUGGUCAGUGGAGUUGGAUGCUAUUAUACUUCGUAUAUUUGGUGUUCCUGAUAUAAUUAGAUGUUUGUGUUCAUGUUGGUUUGGUUUGGCCGCCAAGAUGGGAUUUUUUUGUUUUCCUGAUACUGCCUCUUAAUAGUCUUUGUAGCAUGAAUCUUGAUUUGAUUUUUUUCGCCGGAAUACGCUUACAUCUUAAUGGAAUUUGGUACAUGCCUGGGAUAUCUGAAAGCUCGGGGGUUUAGAUGAUCUUGUUAGAGUGGAUUUUUCUGGUGUCCUUCUUCUUUAUAUGGGAUCUUUAGAGUCUCUUGCAGAUAUAUUUUUUAGUUAGUUCUUUGGAUAGGGUAAUUUAAUUUUUCUUUUUAGUAAUCAUCGUAGGAUGAGUGAUUCUUCCUUGUCUUGUGUGCUGCCCUUGGACAAUGUUUAGCUAAUUAAUUUUCAUUUCUUCUUAGAAUUUGCAAGAAAAGUUUGAUUUGAAUGGUCAAACAUAGUGGGAUGGAAUCACGUCCAAAUGGUACAAAUCCAAUAGAUCUGAGCAAUCAAACUGCCCUACCUGCCGUAGUCAGUGCACAGCCAUGGUGGUGUACUCCUCUUUUUGCUGCUGGACCCGCUUCUAAGCCAGCUUUGGCAGGAGAUGAGGUAGCUGAGGUGCAUAACAUCAAUGGAGUCGAUGGCACAGAUGGGAAUCUUGGAGAUAAGGACCAGAGUUUGCAGCCUACUUCUUCAGCUAUGGCUCCUGUUAUGCCUGAGAUUAUUGCACCUCAACUUGAACUUGGACAAUCCCUCGCUUGCGCUACUUAUCCAUAUAAUGACCCUUAUUUUGCUGGUCUAGUGGCUACUUAUGGAGCCCAAUCCCUAGUUCAUCCUCAAAUUAUUGGAAUACCACACUCUCGCAUGGCUUUACCUCUUGAAAUGGCAGAGGAGCCAGUUUAUGUUAAUGCCAAGCAGUACCAUGGAAUUCUUAGGCGAAGACAAUCUCGAGCGAAGGCUGAACUCGAGAAAAAAGCUACUAAAGCUAGAAAGCCAUAUCUUCAUGAGUCACGCCACUUACAUGCGGUGAGGAGAGCCAGGGGUUGCGGAGGUCGUUUCCUGAACACAAAGAAGACCGAUGAAGGAACUGCUAAAACUGAGACACAGACUCCAACACGGCCAAUUAUGUCUUCCAACUCCCUGACGUCCGAUGGUUCUGGUAACUCAAAUCCACCAAGUAGCAUCCAGGAAGCAACACCUGAAUUGAAAAUGAUCACCAGCACCAAAGAUAUCUACCAAGAGAAGUCUGGAUCCCAAUUUGCAUAUCAUCUGAAACCGGGUGAGAAAACUGAAGUUGAGGAUUGCUUACGACAGCAGCACGUUGGCAUCCUGAUGAACCAACCUCCAAACUGGGCCGUCACCAUUCAGUGAUAACCUCCGUCGGAUGGACACCUGUGCCAGAAGAAUUGCACUGAGAACUGAAGCAUGGUCUACAUAACUUUAUGUCGAUACAUCGAUGUAGCAGCAGAUAAAUAGGAGUGCAAUUGGAGGCAGGGGUUUCACUUAAAAGGGUACUGUUUAUAAUCUCAACUCGCGAAGGCAAUUCAUUCUUGGCUCUCUCUCUCUCUGUUUCCAUUGUCUUUCUGUCUUUCCUUUCUGUUGUGGGGAAAAAAAAACCUGGUGAGUGCAACAAGAACUCUGGCCCAAGUCUGGGGUAACCUAAAACUCAGUUUGAUCAUCAAAGUCUAAGUUGGAAAACAAUAUGGCAGUGAAUUUAAUGCAGAAAUUGUGUGCUAUAUGCGCCCUCUUUUUGUCA
Molecule: messenger RNA, 1954 nt
Organism: Zingiber officinale
Lineage: Eukaryota; Viridiplantae; Streptophyta; Magnoliopsida; Zingiberales; Zingiberaceae
Product: nuclear transcription factor Y subunit A-7-like
Exons: 5
Coding region: 646-1569 (307 amino acids)
Biological process (GO): regulation of transcription by RNA polymerase II
Cellular component (GO): CCAAT-binding factor complex
Molecular function (GO): RNA polymerase II cis-regulatory region sequence-specific DNA binding; DNA-binding transcription factor activity, RNA polymerase II-specific
Source: RefSeq, a predicted model, not a curated record